AUGGCAGAUCAACAUUAUGGUGAAAGCGAUGGCAAAGAUAAUGCUGCUAUUGAAAGUUCUGAAUCAAAAGGGGUAGUAGAUCGACAUUCGGAUGAGCAUGUGAGUAAUGAUAACGUUUCUGUUGGAAAUUUAGAAUCAACUAGUGUGACAGGUAAACAUUCUGAGGAAGGUGUUAGUAUAGCUGAUGUUGCUCUUGAAAGUUUGUCAUCAAAAGAUGCAGAAAAUGAACAUUCUGAUAAAGGUUUAAGUACAGAUCAUGCUGUUGCUACAAGUUCAGAAUCGACUUAUGUUGCAGAUAAACAUUCUAAUGAAGGUGUUAGUAUAGCUGAUGUUGCUCUUGAAAGUUUGUCAUCAAAAGAUGCAGAAAAUGAACAUUCUGAUAAAGGUUUAAGUACAGAUCAUGUCGUUGCUACAAGUUCAGUAUCGACUGGUGUGGCAGAGAAACAUUCUGACGAAGGUGUUACUAGUAUAGCUGACGUUGCUCUUGAAAGUUUGAAAUCAAAAGAUUCGGAAAAUGAACAUUCUGAUAAAGGUUUGAAUUCAGAUCAUGUUGUUGCUAUUGGUUUAGAAUCGACUGGUGCAGUAGACAAACAUUCUGAUGAAGGCGUUAGUAUAGCUGACGUUGCUCUUGAAAGUUUGAAAUCAAAGGAAACCGAAAACCAACAUCCUGAUAAAGGUUUAAGUACAGAUGUUGCUACAAGUUUAGAAUCUACUGGGAAGGUAGAUAAAAAUUAUGAUGAAGGCGUUACUAUAGCUGAUGUUGCUCUUGAAAGUUUGAAAUCAAAAGAAGUGGAAAAUCAACAUUCUGAUACAGGUUUAAGUACAGCCAAUGCUAUUGCGUCAAGUUUAAAAUCCACUGGUGUGGCUGAUAAACAUUCUGAUGAAGGCGUUAGUAUAGCUGAUCCGACUCUUGAAAGUUUGAAAUCGAAAAGUGUUGCAGAUAAACAUGUCGAGGAAGGUGCAAUUACUGCUAACGCUAACGAUAUAAUUGUUGAAUCAACGAGACAUGGAACAUCAGUGGAGAUUAAUGUCAUGACACUAGAUUCGCAGUUACAUAGCUUUAAUGUCGACAAAAAUAUGCAAGUUUCAAUAUUUAAGGAUAAAAUAGCUAGUGAAGUUGCCCUUCCAGUGGAGCAACAACGGCUGAUCUUUAGAGGCAAGGUGUUGAAAGAUGACGACCUUCUUUCCGAAUAUCAUAUUGAAAAUGGACAUACUCUGCAUGUUGUGGCUAGACAGCCAUCUGAAUUCCAACCCUCAUCUGGCACCCCCAAUGUAGAGACAACUGCAAGAAGUAGCUAUGCAGGUCAAGAUGUUGAUAUUACCAAUACAUAUCCUCAGGUUGGACAUGUUUCACAUAGUGUCGUUCUUGGUACAUUUGGCGCUGGGGAUCAAGAUGAUGGUGGAAAUCCAGAUAUAAGUCAGGUUAUUGGGGCAGUUCUUAAUUCCUUUGGACUUACGGGUCAGGCCCCCUUGGGUGGUACUAGUUCAGCACAGACAAAUAUGCAGUUCAGUAUACCAGUGCAAGUUGCCCAAGGAAAUGAAACAGGAGCAAGUGUUAGCAAUCAUGCUCACACGGAAAACCACUCCCAGCCUAGAAGUUCUAGUCAAUCAGUGCCUCGAGAGCUUCAAGUUCCUGCACCAACUAUACCUACGCUUGCUACCCCAAUUCCCGAGUCUUUGUACACACUUUCUAUGUUUAUGAAUCACAUGGAGCGGGCUUUAUCGCAGAAUGGUAUUACCUCAAGAUCAAAUAGUACAGAAAGUUUACCGGCUGUAGAAUUGCCGUUAAAUGUUCGUGGCUUGCUAUCACCAGCAGCUUUGGUGGUUGUUCUCCGACAUGCACAACGUCUUCUCAGCGGCUCCGCUAUUGAUUCUUUAUCUCAUAUAGCAAGAAGAAUGGAGGAAGAUGAGAGUUCUAGUGAUGUCACGGUGAGAACCCAGAUUCAGACAGAAGUCAUGCAGUCUGGGCUUGCUAUGCAACAUUUAGGAGCUCUUCUACUUGAGCUUGGCCGUACAAUGCUGACACUACGUGUUGGACAAACUCCUGCUGAAUCUUCUGUGAAUGCCGGACCUGCUGUUUACAUAUCUUCAUCAGGUCCUAAUCCUAUAAUGGUUCAGCCCUUUCCUCUGCAAACCAAUUCUCUAUUUGGUAGCCAUGUAAAUCCUACUGUGGAUACUGGGGGUUUUGGUCCCAUUGGAGGUGGAGCUGUUCCAAGACACCUUAACAUACAUAUCCAUGCUGGAGUAGGUCCCAGGGGACCUAAUGUUGAAUCAAACCAAAGAGAACUUACUAUCGGAAAUGCUGGAGCCAGCUCCCAAACCCGAAGUGUUGGUGAUAACAUGAGAAGUGAAAAUCAGGCUUCUGUUGGACAUGCAGAAGCGGGUCUUCCUGAGAUUAGGACGGAUGGAGACACAGGAUAUGCUACUUCUGAUAGUAUUAAAAUGAAAUCGUUAAGUGAAACAGAAGGUGGUCCGUCAUCCAGUCGGAGGAGCAAUACGCCUAGAAAUGCUUCAGGAAUUCCUCUUGGACUUGGCCCAGGUGGUUUACAACCUAAGAGACGCCAUCGACAGACAAGGUCAGAGAUGGGAAGUAGUGGUGCUUCUUCGUCACAUUCUAAUCAAGGCCUAGCAUCUCCUGGUGGCCAAUGGGAUCCUGCUACAACCAUGAAUCAAGUUAUGCAGAAUCCUGCUUUAGUUAAUAUGUUGGCUGGUGUUUCAAAUCAACCCGGGGCUCCAUCUCCAGAUUUCUUGAAAAAUUUAUUGGGUCAACUAGCUCAGAACCCUGCAAUGAUGAACACAGUUACUCAACAAAUGGAUGGUAAUCAGGAUUUGGCUAGCAUGUUGACGGGCACGGGUGGGCCUGGUGGUGGCGGAAACCAAGAUAUGUCAAAUAUGAUUCAGCAGAUGAUGCCCUUUGUUUGUCAAGCUCUCAAUAGUGGGAGUUCAAGUUCAAACUCACUUCAAUCAACACCAUCUAGGAAAGGUACUCUUCAACGACGUUACAGUAGUGUGAAGAGUUUGAACGUUCGUGAAAGAUCAUCAAGUGAUUUUCAGAUGAACCUUGAAAACGCGGCCCAGAAAAUUGUGGAGCAGUACCCACCUCUAGAAAUAUUCUCAUCCGUAGUCGAAACUGCUGCUGCUUUACACAACAACGUUUUUGAUCAUGAUGCUCUUGAAGGGUUAUGUAUGGAAGAGGAGCAGCUUGCUCUGGAAUUUAACGAGAUGUUGAAACGUGAUAUUUCUCGACGACUUCAAGGAGCCAGACGAUGAUCAUUGCAACUUUUUGAUGUUCCUUUUUAGUUUUUACCAUUUUCUGUGGCAUGCAUUGUUAUUGGCCGGAGAGAUAUGAAGUUCUUGU
This is a messenger RNA of Erigeron canadensis, 3358 nucleotides long. Its product is annotated as ubiquitin-like domain-containing protein CIP73. The record is from RefSeq and is a predicted model, not a curated record. Gene Ontology annotation, cellular component: BAT3 complex. Bases 1 to 3270 code for a protein of 1089 amino acids. The transcript is spliced from 19 exons. NCBI's taxonomy places the organism in Eukaryota, Viridiplantae, Streptophyta, Magnoliopsida, Asterales, Asteraceae. Gene Ontology annotation, molecular function: misfolded protein binding; polyubiquitin modification-dependent protein binding.